Limulus polyphemus (Atlantic horseshoe crab) is the source of this 1283-nucleotide messenger RNA. RefSeq names its product Down syndrome cell adhesion molecule-like protein Dscam2. Lineage: Eukaryota; Metazoa; Arthropoda; Merostomata; Xiphosura; Limulidae. Gene Ontology annotation, molecular function: cell-cell adhesion mediator activity. The coding region runs from base 147 to 884 and encodes 245 amino acids. Gene Ontology annotation, cellular component: plasma membrane; axon. The transcript has 4 exons. Gene Ontology annotation, biological process: dendrite self-avoidance; axon guidance; homophilic cell-cell adhesion. The record is from RefSeq and is a predicted model, not a curated record.
AUAUUCAGAAGGAGGUAUCUGGACUCGCAUGUCGGUUGGCUCUCUGGUGCGAUUUAUUCAUAACUUCGGCUGAAGAAAUGAUACUAAUAGAAUAUUAAAGCUGGUAUUCAACCUCAUUUCUCACGGUUUUCGUAAUUCGAAAGCAUAUGUCAUCGAGAAUGAGAAAACGCGCGUGGAACACCGUUCUUCGGGUGGUUCCCUGCUACUCCCAUGACUUUAAUGGCCGAACAUCGCUAGUUGUUUUCCUCUUCCUCAGCCUGUGUUCAGAUGUUCUCACCAAAGUAACACUGAAGAUCCAACCGUUUAAUUUUCCUCCAAAUCCACCAGAAGAAACUAACAUCCAAGUAGUGUGUGGCUUAGAACGUGGAGAUUUGCCAGUGGAGUUUCAGUGGUUAAAGAAUGACAUUCUAAUCACCAGAGGGAGUGUAUAUGAUAUUGUUCCCUCGUCAACUGUUUCUGUAUUAAUUAUUAAAAACGCUACAGUGAAAAGUUCAGGAAAUUACACGUGCAGUGCUCGAGGCCCUAGCGGCGAGGAUAGUUAUACAGCCGAGUUACUGAUCAAAGGUCCACCAAGAUGGCGGACAAUUCCUGAAGACACAGUAGUUGGUUUAAAAAGUCCUUUGCGGUUACCAUGUAACGCCUAUGGAUACCCAACAUCAACAGUACACUGGACUAAAGGUCAUCCAACUAAAACAGGAGACACAGACCUCGAGAAGAGCCACUGGCAAACACUGUUGGAUGGGACUUUGAUCACUGACGCCAUUAAAUAUGGCGACGGCGGGGAGUACACGUGUACAAUAUCCAAUGGCGUUGGGCAAAAUCUUCAGAAAACUGUACAUGUUACUGUAAGAGGUAAAAAAAAAAAAGUCCCAAACCGGGAGUAAAAAUCUCUCCAGUCGUGGUGAAGUAAUAUCUCUAGAAGCCACUAGAGAGCGUAGCAGAUACAUUUUGCAAAACGCCCUCUUUAUCGUCCACCAAAUUUACAAAGCGUCUGAGAUACUUAUACUUUUAUUCAAGCUUUAAAAUGAGUCUUUUAUCUUUGGUAUCUUGAUUCCUCCGUGUAAAAGGGUUGUUUUUAAGGCUUGUGCUAAUUCUUGUAGUAGGAUUGAGUUUAAGGGUUAAACAAAUCCUAGGAUUGUGUUUAAAGAUUACCGUGUAAGGAUUGAGUUUAAGGGUUAAGCGAAUCAUAUUUACUUCGUCUGAUAACCGUCAUAGAUACGUUUUUUUAAAUUGAAUUUAAAAUCGUUUUUUUAAAUGAAUUUAUUAUUACAAAUCAAGUUUGU